Molecule: messenger RNA, 2500 nt
Organism: Botrytis porri
Lineage: Eukaryota; Fungi; Ascomycota; Leotiomycetes; Helotiales; Sclerotiniaceae
Exons: 2
Coding region: 659-2311 (550 amino acids)
Biological process (GO): amino acid transmembrane transport
Cellular component (GO): membrane
Molecular function (GO): amino acid transmembrane transporter activity
Source: RefSeq, a predicted model, not a curated record
UCUAUGUUAUCGUCCCAAAACAUGCCAAUAUCAUUCUAUUGGAUACUGUUCCACGCAGAGCUGGGAUUACCCAUUGAUAAACGCGAUACAUAGGGUUUAGUUUUCUCUGGCUAAAGUUUGGGAGUCGGGGUUCCCGUGGGACAGGUGUCACCAUGAGAUUUGUAUGCGUAGUAGGGUAAGCUUUACCAUUUCACCACAACCGUUAGCUUCCUUCUUCCAGUCAGUUGCGGGAAAAGGGUCGUUCAUUUACAAGGGAGGCAAAUAUCCCUAGCCUUGGUUCGAUUUGGAUUACCCGUAUCAUUUACGAAGCAAGAGGCGCCGAUACGUGAUGCAUGUGUGCAGACAUGCAUACGCCAAAGCCUAGAUCGCCAUUGGUGGCAUACCGGUAUAAUACCAGAGCGGUAGGUGCGACGAUAGAUGCUCAGGGUAGAAAGCUUCGUGUAUAAAUAGUCGAUGUUACGCGAUGUAACUCCGGAUUUCCUGUAUCAUUACUUAAACGUCUUGUCCUUUCAUUCACUCGGGGCUUGCGAUCACAACUUCGUAUUUCGAUAUCAUACUCGUUGAGAGUGAACCGAAUUCAACCCCUCUUCCUUUCUCUCUCUUAUCUGGAGCAAUCCAAAUUUCAAAAAGGUAGUAGGAAUUCCUCUAAGAGAUAAAGAUGGCUUUCGACGAUAAAGAGAAAUACACGAAUGAUGUGUCGCCAUCAUCACCUACUAAUAGCGACAUCGAGGUUGGUCAGUCUGGACAAUUGAAGAGACAAUUAAAGGGCAGACAUAUGCAAAUGAUCGCAAUCGGUGGUUCUAUCGGAGCUGGUUUGUUCGUUGGUUCAGGUUCUGCUCUUCACUCUGGUGGUCCAGCCGCGGUGGUUAUCGAUUUCAUCAUCAUCGGUAUUAUGUUGUUGCUUACUGUUAAUGCUUUGGGAGAACUUGCUGCUAUUUAUCCUGUUGAAGGUUCCUUCUAUAAUUACUCCGUUAGAUUUAUUGAUCCAGGUUGGGGAUUCGCAAUGGGAUGGAACUAUGCUAUGAAUUGGCUCAUCGUUCUCCCCUUCGAAUUAACAGCUGCAGGUAUUACAAUUGGAUUUUGGACCGACCCGGAUUCUUCUGGCCAUCCGUCAGUGAAUGUUGGAGUUUGGAUUACAAUUUUCCUUGUAAUGGUUACCAUUAUCAACCUCUUCGGUGUCAAAGGAUACGGAGAAGUGGAAUUUGUUCUCGGUUUGAUCAAGGUGAUUACUAUUAUUGGCUUUAUCAUUCUCGGUAUAAUCAUCGACUGUGGUGGUGUCCCAACCGAUAACCGUGGCUACAUUGGCGCUAAAUACUGGGGAACCCCUGGUGCUUUCCGCAAUGGCUUCAAGGGAUUCUGUUCGGUCUUUGUUACUGCCUCCUUCGCAUUUGGUGGAACCGAACUUGUCGGUUUAGCCGCCGCAGAAGCUGAUAACCCACGAAAAUCGAUUCCUAAAGCUACCAAGCAAGUUUUCUGGCGUAUCUCCCUCUUCUACAUCAUUUCACUCUUUCUCCUCGGUCUUAUCGUCCCAUCCGACAACAGUAUUCUCUCAAAAGCCUCUGGUGGACACACAUCCUAUUCUCCCUUUGUCAUUGCCUUCCGGUUGGCAGGAAUCAAAGUACUCCCCUCCAUCUUCAAUGCCGUCAUCACCCUCUCUGUUAUCUCGGUCGCCAACUCCUGCACUUUCGCCUCUACCCGUACCAUACAAGCUCUCUGUGCCAAAGGUAUGGGUCCAUCCUGGGGUGCAAAGGUCGAUGAACAUGGUCGUCCAUUAGUUGCCAUUGCCUUUGCUCUCUUUGUCGGUUUACUCGCCUAUGUGAAUCUCGCUCCUCAAGGCUCUAAUAUCUUCACAUGGCUCCUUUCUAUCGCUGGUCUUUCCAAUUUCUUCACCUGGGGCUCUAUCUGCUAUGCUCACAUUCGUUUCCGUAAGGUAUGGGCCAUGAAUGGUCGCACAAAGGACGAUCUCCCAUUCGCAGCUAUGUUUGGAACAAUCGGAUCAUGGAUUGGCCUUGGCCUUGUUAUCCUAUGUCUUAUCGCCCAAUUCUACGUCGCACUUUUCCCCAUUGGUGGAAAACCAGAGGUAGAAGCUUUCUUUGAAGCCUACCUCGCUGCUCCAAUUGUUAUCAUCUUCUUCGUUGGAUAUAAAGUGUUCUACAGACAAUGGUCUUUUGGUGUAAAGCUUGAUCAGAUCAAUGUUGAUGAGGGCAGACGUGAAAUGGAUUUUGUAGCGUUCAGAGAGGAAUUGGAUGAAGAGAGAAGAGUCAAGGCAGCUUGGCCUUGGUGGAAAAGACAGUGGGAUUUCUGGAUGUAGAUUUCUUACUUUAAAAUGGAGUUUGUUGGUUUGAUUAAGAUAUCCAGAUGUCAUGUUACCCAUUUGGGUAUGGAACACAGUUCGAUUUAUGAAAUGAUUUUGAUGUCUGGCAAGUCGACAAAAUGCACUAGCCAACAAUAUAUGAAAUAGAUCUCGGUAGAUUUUUAAUUCUGCGAUAUACCCAAAAAU